Molecule: messenger RNA, 600 nt
Organism: Entamoeba invadens IP1
Lineage: Eukaryota; Evosea; Mastigamoebida; Endamoebidae
Product: inhibitor of apoptosis 1, diap1, putative
Exons: 1
Coding region: 1-600 (199 amino acids)
Source: RefSeq, a predicted model, not a curated record
AUGGUCUUUAUGGCCAUUCUACUCAUACUUCCCACCGCUUCCGCCUCAGACUGCUUCACGUGUCAGGCCGACUACUUCAAAUGUCGCUCUGAAGCUGCGAAGAACCACGCAGACAAACUGUCCCAAUGCUCAUGCGUUACAACUCUUAGUGACUGUUUUGCUACUUCCCAAUGCGAUGACGACUCUCAACUUGUAAAAGUCGAUGGUACUUACCUCGGCUGUGCUCAACCUUCUCCUUCACAAAAAGAAAAAGAGGCGUCCUUGGUAACUACUCCUAUUGCCAUCGUUUGUGUGGUCGGAUCACUUGCUUUCUGGGUCAUUUGCUGCUCUGUCAUCUUAAUCAUCAACAAAUUCCGAAACCCUACAAGGGUCGAGUCUUUUCCAGAGAAGCUUGUUAUCGUGCCAUCAGACCCACAAGACACAGACAAUGGAUGCACUGACGAUUCCAAAGUCUGCCGAAUAUGCCUCGAGAACCAAAAGAAUACCGUCUUCAUUCCGUGUGGGCAUAUUUGCAGUUGCUCAGAAUGUGCUUCUAAGCUUGACAAGUGCCCGAUAUGCAGAGCUCCUAUCACCUCAAUAGUAAAGACUUUUGACGUCUAA